GGAAGGCCCCCACUGUAUGCUUUAUGUACGGAAGCUCCUAAAGGCUUCCAAACCAUCUUGAUGAUCGGCAUCUGAACUUCGACUGAAGAGGAAGCAGCAGGGCCAAUUGACCUUCCUCAACGGACUAACUUUGUUGUCUGGUCAGGUUCUUCACAUUAUCUUCCUGAGAUCCUCAUCAUCUUCUUCCUUCUUCCCCAUGCAUCAAAUACAAUCCUUUAUCCCUAACGACCAAUCUCCCACCAAGUUGGGGGUUUCCGUCAUUCUUUGCGGGUUCUUCCUAUACACAUUUACCAAGAUGGUUUCCAGGAUAUUUCCCAGCUUGAAGGUGUUGGGUUUCGGAUCUCAACAGAACGAGUUCGUCGUGGAGGGCAGGACCGUGGUGAUUACGGGUGGUUCUGAGGGUAUGGGCAAGGCUGUCGCUUGCCAGCUUGCCGCAAAGGGUGCGAACGUUGUCCUCGUUGCACGAACAGUCAAGAAGCUUCAAGAUGCGCUUGAUCAUGUUAAGGCGUCGGCUGCGAAUUUGAACAGGCAAAGGUUCCAUUAUAUCAGUGCCGACCUUACGAACGCUGCGCAAUGCGAGCAGAUCAUUGAAGAGGUCACUGAGUGGAAUUAUGGCCUUCCUCCUGACAUCGUGUGGUGCUGCGCAGGUUACUGCAACCCUGGGUUCUUCGUUGACACACCAGUCCAAACACUUAGAGAUCAGAUGGACACGGUCUAUUGGACCGCGGCGAACACCGCCCAUGCGACCCUUAGAAAGUGGCUAGUACCUGUCCCUCCAAGCGAACAGACGACAAACCCGCGAAGACAUCUUAUCUUUACAUGUUCCACGCUAGCUUUUGUGCCGAUCGCUGGGUACGGGCCUUACUCUCCUGCAAAGGCCGCAAUUCGUUCUUUAUCCGACACCCUCAAUCAAGAGAUUGAAAUGUAUAACGGCACUCGUCAAUCAAAAUCGCAAAUCAAUGCUACUCCUGCCGACGUCAAGGUCCACACAGUUUUCCCGAUGGGAAUUCUUAGCCCUGGUUUUGACAACGAACAGAAGCUGAAGCCUGAGUUGACAAAACAACUGGAGGCUGCCGACAAGCCACAGACUCCUGACGAGGUUGCGAGAAUAGCGAUUGCGGCACUGGAAAGAGGCGAAUACCUUAUCACGACUAUGUUUGUUGGUCAUGUGAUGAAGGGGAGCGCCAUGGGAGGCAGCCCAAGGAACUCUACUGUCCGCGACACAUUGACCAGCUGGCUCAGUAGCUUGGCAUUCUUGCAGGUAGUUCCUGAUCUCCGAAAGCAGGCCUGGAACUGGGGUAUGAAGAACGGUAUUCCGUCGUCCCGGACGUCGGAGUAAGGUGUAGUGGUGUUGGGAAGUGGCUUGUUUUGUUGUCCGGUGUAUGGUUAGAUACCCAUGAACAUCCUUAGGCAUCCUUAUUCGCUUGUCCUUAAAUCCGUACCUGCUAUUGGUGUUCC
Molecule: messenger RNA, 1458 nt
Organism: Aspergillus caelatus
Lineage: Eukaryota; Fungi; Ascomycota; Eurotiomycetes; Eurotiales; Aspergillaceae
Gene: ksrA
Product: 3-dehydrosphinganine reductase
Exons: 3
Coding region: 197-1339 (380 amino acids)
Biological process (GO): sphingolipid biosynthetic process
Cellular component (GO): endoplasmic reticulum membrane
Molecular function (GO): 3-dehydrosphinganine reductase activity
Source: RefSeq, a predicted model, not a curated record